Messenger RNA from Dentiscutata erythropus, 746 nucleotides. NCBI's taxonomy places the organism in Eukaryota, Fungi, Glomeromycota, Glomeromycetes, Diversisporales, Gigasporaceae. The record is from the annotation of a GenBank genome assembly.
AGCAUUGGAUGUUGUUGAUGACACUGUAUCGGUCACAAAAUAUAUUAUAGAUCAAAUAGUUAAACCAAACGUUUUUAAAACAAUAAUGCAAGAUAAAUUUGGACAUCGUGUGAUUUUAUACCUGUUGGUCGGAAGAGAAAGGUCUAAAAUGUAUUUAAGCUUUGAUACAUUUCAAUUACUUGAAAAAGGCGAUGAAAUGCGUGCAAAAACUAGUAAAAAAGAUCCAGUUAUUCGUACAAAUGAAUUGCGAAAAGCCAUAUCUCCUGCAUUAAUUAAUUAUGCUAAGGAAAAUACCGCAGAAAUGCUUUCAAAUACUUAUAUGACACAGAUCUUUUGUGAGACAUUACUUUGUGGUGAAGCAACUAUUGAAGAAAAAAGAACAAUAUUAGAAAAUAUACCGGCCUUAAUAGGAGAUACAUCAUCAAAUGAAAAUAAUAUCAUGUUAACAUAUGCAAAUCGAUUCCUUAAAAUUUUGGUACAAGGCCAGUAUCAAAGAUUAGAUAAUGGACAAUACAAGGAUAAACGAGUUGAAUUACAUUUUGCGCCAUUAUUAUUUAAAAGUAUUAAAAAGGAUAUUAUAUUUUAUGCUUGCGAUGCCUCUGCAUCAUUCGUAAUAUUAGCAUUAUUACAAGAUAACGAGACUGGAUCGGAUGUUAGAAAGAUUUUGAUGAAAAGUUUACCGAAAAUUGAACAAGCUGCUGCAAAAGAUAUAAAAUCAGGAUCUAGAUUUAUUUUGAAGAAACUUG